AUGGACAGUAGCUUGAACUUACCAUGGGAAUACACCACAUUAAUCAAUGAGCUCACUCAAGGGAUGGAAAAAGCCAAGCUGCUCCAUUUUCAUCUUUGCUCGUCUUCGCUCGACGAAGAGCAAGAACUACUGCUGCAGAGGAUAUUAUCGUCUUAUGAGAAGGCCCUGUCGAUUUUGAAAUGGAACGGGUCGCCAGCGGGGCAGACCCAAGUCCCGACACUAAUAUCGGGCGGGCCCGAGUCGUCAGUUUCGGGUCUUUCGGCUGAUGGGAGCCCGAGGAGCAGCGAUAAUUUGAAUAAGAACUCGAGGGGUCAUCAAGAACUUGCUGCAACAAAGAAGAGAAAGAUUCAGCCUAAGUGGACAGAGCAAGUGAGGAUCAACUCUGAGACUGGUCUUGAUGGGCCAAGUGAUGAUGGGUUUAGUUGGAGAAAAUAUGGGCAAAAGGACAUUUUAGGGGCCAAAUAUCCAAGAAGCUACUAUCGGUGCACUUACCGGCACGCCCAAAACUGUUGGGCCUCAAAGCAAGUCCAACGAUCGGACUCCGACCCGAACGUGUUUGAGGUCACGUACAAAGGGGCCCACACGUGCAGCAACCAGUCGGCCCAUCAAACACAGGAGCAACAUAGUAAGCAAACACUUUUGAGCUUCAAAGCUAACCUCCGAGUGACUACCGACAAUUCGGAGAACAACAAAAACGACAACAUUAUUAUUAACAACAAAUACGAGACGUCGCAACCUCAGUUUUCGUUCCCCACGAUGUACGAGGAAAUUUACGACUUACCCUUAGCCUCCCUAAUGGGAGAAGAAGAUCAUUUGGGCUCGCAGUCUAGUCUGUUUUUAUCUCCAGCAACAUCCGGCACGAGUUACUUUUCGCCCGUCGAGACUUAUCAAGUGCAAGGAUUUGGUGGUGGAGGUUAUAAUUAUCAAAAUCGAGAAUAUAAUAUUAACGAGAUCAUAUCGGCACAAGCUUCCACGACUAGUUCUCCGAUUGGAGGCAUGGAGUUUCAAGCUGACCAGUUCGGUUUGGCUCCGAAUUUCACAUCCAACUGCUCCGGAUAUUUAAUGUGA
Molecule: messenger RNA, 1068 nt
Organism: Striga hermonthica
Lineage: Eukaryota; Viridiplantae; Streptophyta; Magnoliopsida; Lamiales; Orobanchaceae
Source: the annotation of a GenBank genome assembly